Messenger RNA from Pelagomonas calceolata, 7327 nucleotides. Lineage: Eukaryota; Pelagophyceae; Pelagomonadales; Pelagomonadaceae. The record is from the annotation of a GenBank genome assembly.
CCUCGAUCGACGAGGUGGAUGCGUGGGCCAUCGACUGGUGUUGAGUAACGUGCAACGCCGAGUCGAGCAGCGUACCGUAUCUCUGAGAAGCGUUCGCACGCGCAGCAACAGCUUCGCUGCGUGCGCCUGACGCUCACGAAGCUGCAUCGCCUCAUUUCUAGAUCCAGGGCAGCGACGCCGCCGCUGCGCGCGCAGCACUGAAACAGAGGGGCCCGCGGGGCGACCUCUCGUGCGAGGCGAUCAGCUAACCUGCGACACGAAUCGGAAGAGGCCGCUGAAAUAGCUCCGAUGUCACUCCUCACGACGUUACUCGCGAACGCGGAGGCCUUGGCCUUACUAGCCACGGCCGCCGCCGUCGCGACAGCCGACGGCAGCAGCAUCUUAGGCGCGUCGCUCUUCGGCAGUCUCUGCGUGGCGGCUAUAAGACCAACCUACGGCGACGCCUCUGAUGUGUACGCGACGGUCGGAGUCAUUGUGUGCGCCGUCGGCGCGUUGAGCGGCGGCGCCGUCGCGGCGCUCGCGCCGCAGAAGGUGACGGCCGUGUCGGCCGCGGGCCUCGUCGCGUUGCCACUAGCUCUACUCCUCGAGAAGCACGGCAAGUGCCCCGACAGCGGCAUCGCGCCGGACGCCUCCGGUUCUGUACUAGGCGCCUUGCUCAUUACCAUUUUAUGUGGCGUGGCUUUGUACCUGGCGGAGAGAGAUCCGAGACGGGACGCCCAGGUGAAGAGGGUGGCGCACGCCCUAGGAGCGGGCUGGUUCGCGGCUCUAGCACUAGAUGUCUCCUUGGCGAACGGCGCGGCGUUGUGGGUCCACGCCGUGGCCGUUGCGAGACCAGGAGACGUCCCCGGGCCGGACUUCGUGAAAUAUACCUUCAAUGAACUUUGGGCCUGUUUGGUCUGGGCGGGCAUCUCAUCCAUUGUGUAUGCGCUGCGGCCCGCCACCAAUAGGAUCGGCUCAUUACGAGCGGCGGCGAUGCCGCGGUCUUCCGACGUGCGGAGGGACGACGGCCGCGCGUCCGACGCGGCGACGCACCAGCUCCACCUCGUCGCCGCGCGGACGCAACACUUCAACCUCUUCGACCCGCUGAAGCUGCCGCCCGCCCUCAAACGCUUCUCGUCGAAGACCUUCGCGUCGGCGGAAGCGCUGGGCAACUUCUUCGGGCUGCAGGACGACAACGUCCGGAGCCAGGUGCGUACUCGGCGUCCUUAUUUUUCGCGUCGACGGCGUCGCGUCGACGGCGUCGCGUCGAUGACGUUGUGACGCCAUCGUGCCGUCAGGGCGCGCGCGCGCAAGAUAGAGAGAGAGCACGCCAAGACGCCGGAGCGCUGCACCAUCGUGCCGUCGGGACGCGAGCACACGACAACAAAAAUCAACGCAGGCCGAGCACGCCCUGAUGCUCUUCGCGAAUGCAUUAGCAAGGCAAGCGCCCGGCAAAUCAUCAAUCGACGAGGCCGACGAGCAGGCGGCCAAGGCCGUGCACGCGAAGUUGUUCGAGAACUACCGGCAGUGGUGCUCGUCGCUCGAGGUCGAGCCCCACUUCUCGAAGGAGAUCGACGAGUGCGGUGGGGUUUAUGGGGACGUGGUGCUCUGGUUAUGUGUGUGGGGCGAGUGCGCGAAUCUGAGGCACCUCCCGGAGUGCGUCUGUUACUUGUAUCAUAGCGCGGCGGGCGAGUGGGCCGCCUGCGAGGUGCACGAGCGACAGGGUGAAAGAGGGGCGUCGUUGUAUCCCGGACAUUUUUUGGACACAGUAGUGUCGCCGAUAUAUGAUGUGAUAGCCCAGCAGAUGCGCCUGAAAUGUGAUCAUAUCAGUAAAAAGAAUUAUGAUGAUUUCAACGAGUUCUUCUGGUCGAAAGAUUGUCUGAGAUAUCAUCGCUCGCCGGUCGCGACGGAGACGGCCGUGCGGGCCCACAAACGGCGCUCGGAUAAAGCGCGGCAAAAGUCCAUGCACGAAGGUACCAGCCUCUAUGACGACUCGACCUUCCCGCCGCCCGUCCACAGUGCCUUGUCAGGAGCUCCUAAAACUUAUAUGGAGGAAAGGACGUGGCUCCACGUGGCCUUCGCCUUCGGUAGGGUCUACGAGUACCACGCUCUGUGGUUCCAGGUGCUGGCGACGUUUGGCUUUGCGACUUAUCUCGUGUGGGACACGGCCUACGCUAUGCAAGUCUACUCCGGGUUAUUUAUUGCCAUCAACUUGUAUGCUUUGCUGAAUGCGUGUCUCGAGGCGAAGCUACUAGCACCCGCAGCGGACGACGUGCAACGCGGCGCCCUCGCGACGAGGAUAGCGGGUAGAUACGCCUGCUUCGUCUACCAGUGCAUGUACCUGAGCUGGGCCUUCGACGCGAACGAAGUAUUACCGAGGAGUCCCGUGAGAAGUUUGGGUCGGACCAAUGCCUUUUGGUGGUGGCAGUACGUGUGGCUGUCGCUGAUCCCGAUGUGCAUUUAUGUGACCGAGGCUUGCUUACAACUGUGGCCGCGGGCCCUGACGUCGAUCUACGAGUCUGGUGCGAACAGUGACAUCUCGCGGGCGUUGUUAGCGGUCUUCCUCCCUCGCUCCACGAACUACGUGGGCAAGAACGUCCACGAGCCGCUGGCGAUCGCCCGGACCUACCAACUGUACUGGCUCAUACUCGUCAGUUGGAAGCUCAUUUUUGGCUAUCAAUUUUUAGUCAAACCGAUGGUAGCUCCGACGAUCCAAAUCGUCGACGACUACCUGAACUACCCCCAGAUUUCCGGAAGAGGCCUGAAGACGGCUUCUCAGUUAAUAGGAAGGUGGGCGCCGCCCUGUUUGAUCUUCUUAAUUGAUAGCAGUAUAUGGUACUCGCUGGCGUCCUCAGCUGUUGGAGUCUACGUGGGCUUCCGGGACAAGCUGGGUAUCGUGCGGGACUUCCCCGCGCUGCGGGAUGCGUUCCUGUUAUUACCGACGAAUUUCUGCGCGAAGCUCGUGCACGGCGUCGCGGAAGAGGGCCUCGCGGACCGGACGCCCGCGUCCCCGUCUCCCGGCGGUCUGAGAUUUGCGCCGGGCGACGACCCUCGAGUACGAGAAAGUACGUCGUGCCUCUACCAGACGGUGUGCGGCGACGACGAUCCUCAAAGACCUUUUAGUCCGAGAAGGUUAGGUGAUGCCACCACACCACCUACGUCGUCGUCAGAUCUCGCCUCGACGUUGGGAGCGGCCUCGGCCUACGGCGGCGCCCUGGCGCCGCGCCUCCCGUCCUUCCUGUCGAUGGCGGACGCGCUCGACUCGCCCCCGGACACGGCGCGGCGAGGUUUGCUGGACUUGUUGGAACACGGUUCCCAUCAAAAGCACUUGGAACCAUUAGGUGCGGCCGACGAGGUCCAGUGGGUCUUGUUUGCCGAAGCGUGGAAUGAUGUCAUAUCUGCCAUGAGGAAUAGUGAUGUGAUCAACGACUACGAGCGGGAGGUGCUAGCUUUCGAUCGGUUCCCUGGUUUUUCGAAGCCGGUCUACUUGCCUAUCUUCGUGACGGCCGGUGCCUUGGAACGAGCCUCAGCCGCGGCGAAUGAUGCGGCGGCGGCGUAUCGACCUUUACAAAGAUUAGCCGAGGACUACAAGGGCAUCGACGAGACGCGGUCGAAAACUCAUUUACAAGCUGCUAGAAGUGUGGACGACGACCUCGCGAACGCGUUGAGAGCGGAUGUUGUUGCUACGGAGGCAGUGGACGAAGUGAAGGAACUGGCGACGGUGUUGCUCCUGAAGUUGUUGGGUCCGAUCCACAAGGACGACGUCGUCGCCAUCAUAAGCAUAGUGGAGAAGUGGGCCCGGGGCCCGGAGGCGUUACUGCAGAAUGUUUACCUCGAGGAUCUCACGUCUAAAGUCCUGAAGCCUCUGGCGGACCUCGCGGGGUUGCUGGCGUCGAAAUUGCAUAAGCGCUCAGUUUCUGACGCGUCACCACUGGACGCCUACGCCAAUCUUGAGAGUGGACAACCUAGUGAGGACGCCUCCGACGCUGAUGGUGAAAGUCUGUCGUCGAUGCCUCGCUCGCAGUCCACUUCCGGCCUAGCUGCUCUCGGUACGUCGACGCCAUCCAUGAAAACACAACGGAACAAGUACUCUCUGUCGUCAUCAAAGUACGUCGCGUCUUCUCAGAAAGAAGUCCGGGAUCCCCUGCGCGAUGCGUUGAGGGAUAAACUGCGAUCUGCCUUGACGGGCGCCAUGGCCUGCGUCGUCAAGUCCAACGUGAAGGGCAGCUACGCGAAGGAGGUCAAGGAUCGGCUGACUUUCGUCUUAGCAAACGAGCGGGGCUUCUUCUGGGACGGCCGUUACGCGUCGGCGUGUGCCGACUCCUUAGCCUUAGAUGCGAAACUACUUAAGCGGUUAGCCGUGAAAUUGAAAGGGUUGUUAACUACUCCCCAAAGAAAGACGGAACCUCGAGGGCAAGAAGCGACGCGAAGGCUGACCUUCUUCGUGAACUCUUUACUGAUGGACCUGCCGCCGCCCCCACCGUUGGAUGCCGCCGUUUCUCUCACGACUUUGACGCCGUUCUACUCCGAAGACGUCAUCCUGUCGGAGGCUGACCUGAGGAAGAAGAACAGCGAUGGAGUUACGACUCUCUUAUACUUACAAACUUUAUAUAAAGCUGAUUGGCGCGCCUUCUUGGAAAGGAGAGGGAUUGACGACCACGCCGCGAGAGAUGCUGUAUUUAGCGCAAAGCAUGCGACAGAGACGCGCCUGUGGGCCUCGUUCCGCGCGCAGACGUUGGCACGGACGGUCGAGGGCAUCAUGCAGAACGAAGCCGCUCUACGGUUGUUAGCUCGUUUAGAGAGAGUCAAUGAUGCUAGAAGAAGUAGAAGAAGGGCAGGGGCCCCGAAGACGUCGCGAUUAUAUGCCGCGGCCUGCGAUGAAAGCCCGACGCACCCCCAAAUUUCGUUAGAUGACCUCCUCAAGCUCAAGUUCGGGUACGUCGUCACGUGCCAGAUCUAUGGCAGGCAGUCGGCCCAGCAGGACCCGAAGGCAAAGGACAUCGAGAUGUUGCUGAAGCGGUUUCCGUUACUUAGAGUUGCGUACAUCGACGAGCAGCGCGUGAAUCGUUCAGGCGCCUCGGCGUUCUACUCUUGUCUGGUCAAGCAUGAUGCGACAACAGACGGUCCCGCCGAAGUCUACCGCGUGCGACUCCCGGGCAACGCGAUCGUCGGUGAGGGCAAGCCUGAAAAUCAAAAUCAUGCCGUCGUGUUUACCAGAGGGGAAACUUUACAGACGAUCGACAUGAACCAGGACGGCUUCUUCGAGGAGGCCUUGAAGACUCGUAAUUUAGUGCAGGAGUUCCGGGGGCCGCGGGCACCGGGCGCGCCGCCUGUGGUCAUCGUCGGCUUCCGGGAGCACAUCUUUACUGGUUCAGUAUCAUCUUUGGCGAACUACAUGGCUUUACAAGAAUUAUCAUUCGUGACGCUAGGCCAGCGGGUCUUGGCGGACCCGUUACACAUGCGGCUGCACUACGGGCAUCCGGACAUUUUUGACAAACUGUGGUUCACGACGCGAGGUGGUGUCAGUAAAGCGUCGCGAGGCAUCAACCUGUCCGAGGACAUCUUCGCGGGCUACACGGCGGUGAUACGAGGAGGCGGCGUGACGAUGCGGGAGUACGCCCAAGUAGGCAAGGGCCGCGACGUCGGGAUGCAACAGAUCUACAAAUUCGAGGCGAAGCUAUCUCAGGGCAACGCCGAGCAGUGCCUCGCGCGGGAUGUAUCUAGGGUGGCCGCUCGGUUGGACUUUCCGCGGCUGCUGUCGUAUUACUUCGGGGGGAUUGGCCAUUACAUCAACUCGGCGCUGACCGUGGCUACCAUACAAGUUGCUACUUAUCUAUCUUUACUAUUAGCUGUGUAUGGCGCCGAAAGUAUCGGCCAUCGAUUAGUAGUGCCGUUGGGGACUUUACAAGUGGUGUUGGCUGGCUUGGGGUUGCUGAACACGUUACCUUUGUUAGCUACCUUAGCGGUCGAGCGAGGUUUGUUGGCGGCAACGAGGGACGUGGCCCAGGUCUUCGCGUCGGGCGGCCCGUUGUAUUUUGUGUUUCACAUCCAGACGCGGGCCCACUACUUCAUGCAGACUCUAUUAGCUGGAGGUGCCACGUACCGCGCGACGGGCCGAGGCUUCGUCACAACACAUAACAGUUUCGACGAGCAGUACCGCUUCUUCGCGGCCUCGCACUUGUAUCUUGGCGUGGAACUAGCGGCGGCGUUAGGGCUGAUGGGCGCCCACACGCAGGCCGGCCAGUACCUGGGCCGGACCUGGUCUUUAUGGCUCGCCUGCGGGGCCUUUUUGUUAGCACCCUUCUGGUUCAAUCCCUUAGGGUUCUCGUGGCCCCACGUCGCCGACGACUUUGUCGCGUGGCGGCGCUGGAUAUCCUACGGGACACGGGGCGGUUCGGCAACGGACUCGUGGGACGUCUGGCACAAGGAGGAGACGGCGCCGUUACGUCGAUUAUCUAAUAGGUCGAAGUGCGUCGUGUCGCUGAAGGCGGUGCUCUACGUGGUCCUUGCGAAAGGACUGUUUGACUUCUCGGGCAAGGCGGCGACGCGGCGGUUGAUCGCCUUCUCCUACGCGUUGUUGGUUCUGGCGUCGCUGCAGGUCUGCGCCUACGUCGUGGACCGCGUGGCGCAUCGCCUCCAUUAUGCGUGCCACCGCCUCGUGCAGAUGGUCUUGGGCAUCUGUUCGGUGGGUGUCGCUCUGUAUGAGGUCUGCGCCCACCCGGCCUCGCUCAAAUUCGCCAUCUCGAUGUACUACCUCGCGGCGGCCGUUUGUGUGCUGGGAACGCUCUGGGGCGGCGAGGGCCCCGCCGUCUACGGUGGUAGAAGACAUUCGUCUUUUGCCGCGAUCGUACCAUCACUCACGCGACACUUGGCGCGGCUCCACGAUUUGGUCGUGGGCUACGUGUAUUUCGCGGUCUUCGCGCCGCUCUCCGCCAUCAGAGUCGUGGACGUCGUGCAGACGUGGCUCCUGUUCCACAACGCGCUGUCGGAGGGCGUGGUCGUCGACGACAUUUUGAAGCAAGCUAGGCAGUCCCAGGAGACGUCGUCGUCGAACGGCCAGAGCGAGGAGAUCGCCCAGCUCCGACGCCAGGUCGAGCUCCAGCAGCGGGCGCUGGGCGCGCUGCUCGAGGGCCGGGGCGACGCGUCGGCCUACUACCAGGCCGCGGUGUCGCCGCCGCCACCGCGGUCCGACUCGGACAGCGCCGUCGACGGCGGCCGGCGGCCGAGCGCGCCGGCGUCGCUCUCGCCGCCGGCGGACGCGGCGGCCUUCUCGUUCAGCUCGCCGGCCGAGAUGCCGCCGCGGGACGCGAUGUCGGACCCGGCGCCGGCGAGCGGCGGGCUGGCCUGA